AGUAUUUAGAUGUGUAAGUACCAGCACUGUUACUAUAUGAUAACACUAGACUUUGGUCAACGAGUGUCUGGAACUGCUUUGACAAAGAUCACAGGUAGUGAUGGAAACCUCAGUGCUAGCUGGUCCCCAUCGGUUGGAGUGUCACUUAAGUCUGGAAGUAGAAGCCAAUCUUGAUGACAUAUGGAUCGUAAACAAGAGAUUAUAGUACCAGCUUUACAAUGGUUGGGAGAGUACCCCAUGAGAAUGGGACAGAACAAUGAAGCAGAAAAUGUUCUUUCUGAAGCUGUCGAUAUUCGAGAAACAUCUCUCGGUCAAAAUCACCCCACAAAAAUUGAUUCAUUGAUUUUAUGGUCACGUUGUCUUAUGAAUAUCGCUGACUACGCACGUGCUGAGCGUACGGCACUGGAAGCUCUUCGAAUCAUCGACAUUAGUACGCCGCCCAGCAACAGAAGUCAGAAAUCUGAAGUAAUGCGAUUACUAAGGCAACUUGCUGACUUCCAACAGUCACAGACAGGUCACACAGUUACUCCUGAACAAGACAGGGAGCAAGUGAAAGAAGCUGAACAGCCAGAAGGAAGUGAGUAUGCGUUGAAGAGUGAAAAGGCAUCAAUCGAGCAGCAGGUUCAUGAACAAUCUGAUCAACCUUUACCUGCACUGGGACGUCUCUCCAUUUCUGAUUUCUUGCGUCCAUUAUGGGUUGGUGGUACAUUGGAAUUGCUACGGAUUGGUAGCAGUGAUGGCUUGUCAUGCCACCAGACUGUUGACAGUGAGGGAGGGCAACUGAUUGCUGGCAGUGUCUGCAUGACUGUUCCACAGGGUGCUGUUGAAUCACCAACACAAUUCUCCAUUCACUCAUUCAUUCAUGAUAAGUAUAUGCCUCCCAUCUCUACUAGUGGCCACCAAGUGGCCAGUCCAGUUGUUUGUUUCGGUCCUCACGAUGUGUCAUUUAGCAAACCAAUCAAUGUGUGUAUCAAUGUCAUAGCUGAUGUGACUUUACCAGGCUGGUUGUUUACUCUGAUGAGAAGUGAAUCAUCUCUUGAUGAAACAGUGCGAAUAUGGCAUGGUGUGGUAGAGUAUUUUACUGAUACUCAAAAAGUGAAGUCACAUAUCCCAUUUAAUGCUAAGAGCUGGUCAUUUGAAGUGAGCAAGUCAAGGUUGUGGAAAUGGAUCGCUCGUUUCAUCAGGCACCCAACUAUUCCAUUCAGAAGAAAGAUGGGAUGUGUAGUUUUGGGUCGAUGUCUUAGUUAUUCUUCUUGCAAGUGGUCACUCUCGGUCCAUAUGUUCAAUUCCUACGAAGAAAUUGGGCAACAAAUUAUUAGGAGUCACCGAGCACAUGAAACGCUGCCUGCCGCUCAGCUGUGUCCCGUGACAGAAUUCAUAGUUCGCAAGGAAGGGCAUGUGGUCAUCACACCUCAACAUGGCUCAGAGUGGUCGUUGUGUCGAGGCAAUGCAAAAGUACAGUUUCCAACUGAAUAUCUAUGGAGUAAAGUAUUUAAUCAUGAUCACUGCUUCACAUUUGUGGUUAAAGCAGAUGGUUCUCACCCUGAUAGUCUAUAUAUUCCCAUUCACGUUGAGUACAUAAGACAAGACGAAGUGAAAUCUUACCAUACCCUGAAUGCAAUUUUCAAGAUUCCUAAAGCAAUUGAUCUAGCAAGUCCCAGUGUAUCUUCCAACUUUCCAUCUCAAUCAAAUGAGGAACAAGAACUGCUUUAUUUUUGCAGUAAUGAGGGUUUACAUUCUUCUGGUCUUGGAUCUUCAUCAACAGCUUCAAAAAGGAAUGGUGCUCCAUCACAAGGAUCACUAAUCAUGGAAUUUGCAAAUGUGCAUACAGUCAGGAAAUGUGUUGUCAAUCCCAACUGUAGUAGAGCUCAAGAGCAAACCACUUUGAAAAUUUCUCUUCCUGUUGGAAGUGAAGUUGAUCUAUCAACGGGUUGUACCCUUCGAUACAUAGAUCCUACCAAUCAGACAGUGACAAAAGUCCAUGGACAAAUUAUGGAUAGUCGUACAGUAGAGACGAUCACUCCUGCUUGGCCACGUGCUGAUAGAUUAGAGGUGAUUGUGUUGUCUUUUGAUGGUCACAGUCACUGGGCAAAUCUUGUACAUGACUUUGAUGACAUGCCUUCAGCAGAGUUGAAAAGUGACGAUUACAGCACUACAGCAGCAGCAAGCCAAGAAGCAAACAAGGCGUGUGAUAAAUUGGAUCUACUCUCAAUUGUAUCAGACAAGCAAGUUUUAAAGGUUGGCAAAGCUGUCAAAAGUUAUUGGCGUGACAUAGGCAUUCACCUUGGAGUGGUAAUGAAAGAAUUGUCUGACUGGGAAGAAAGUUACUCUCGAAAUGAAGAUCGUUUUAUGCGUGUCAUGGAGCUGUGGAGGAAACGCGUUAGGAAACCAAUGAUUGGAAUUCUUCUGGAAGCGUGCAGACAAGCAGGCGCUGGUGGAGCAGCAGAGAGAGCAUUGAAGAAUUAAGACACUACAUCAGAAGUAAAGUUGGAUAGCAUAGUAGUUACAGUGUGAGUUAAUGCAGGUGAUUAUGUGUCGUAGUCUGCUUCGUGUUAUAGUUUGUUUAGAUCUAGUCACAACGUAAAGACUUUUUGUUGCUAAAUUUGUAGCAACUUCAGUUCAUUCAAAAAGCAAAAGCAGAAAAGUGUACAAA
Molecule: messenger RNA, 2653 nt
Organism: Corticium candelabrum
Lineage: Eukaryota; Metazoa; Porifera; Homoscleromorpha; Homosclerophorida; Plakinidae
Exons: 13
Coding region: 181-2466 (761 amino acids)
Molecular function (GO): protein binding
Source: RefSeq, a predicted model, not a curated record